CACAUUCUUUCAAUCACAGGCUCAAAUUGCCAAGCAACCACAGGUUACGAGUGGCACAGCAAACCCCUAGUCUAGGUGAUAAGCGGACGGGACUGGUUGGUUCCCUCCCCAAGGUAAAAUGCGGUUCGCGAGCAUCCCGUUGGAAUUGAAACAGGUCAUCUGGAAACUCGCGCUGCCCUACGACGAGCCUGAAGUAUGCAUCAUCUGGCCUCUGAACCAAGAUGACUUCGACCAAGUAGUCGAGCCGCUGCUGGUCGAUACGGCUUUUCCGAAGCUGAUGCACGUCUGUCAGGAGUGGCGAGAUUUUAUCUUUUGCCCCUCAUUGUCGGGGGUCAAGUUCCGCGCUUCGAGCCAAGCAGGUUGUAACGUUCCUUAUCGCCCAUUCCGCGGCGACAUCGACAUUCUCUACACCGGCAGGGAUAACUUCGAAAAGGCUGUCCAAUGCCUGGGCAUUGACUGGGACCCACGAGUUAAGCUGUCCACUCUCGCCAAGGUGCGCCACCUGGCCGUGGAAUGGCCCAUUUGGAGGUGGUCGGCCUAUUGGCUGCCCGAGCUGAUCUUUAGGGGAAGUCCGAACCUCCAGAAAGUAUCGGUGGUGUUCCCUUCGUCGAAUAGGGCUAUAUGGGAGGCAUUUCAGGCGCCGGCACGGCGAUGCAAACUGCGACGCAUCGAAGAUGCGGAUAACCUGACGACUGAAGACGAGGCAGGACCUGGGGCGAUGGGAUCAAUCCAGUCCCAAACUGAUGAAGGUGGUGAGACCGCAGAAGACCGGAUGCCAUUCACCUGGCAGGACGAGAUGGAUCGGCACGAGAUGGACUUCGACCAUCACCGGACGGACUGGUUCACUGGUUCGGCGUGGGACAAGGAGAGUGAGAGUUUGUGCUUGGAGUAUGAGGCCGUAGCUUUCAUUCACUUUAAACGGUCCGAAAACGGUCAAGAAACGUGGGUUGAGGCCUGUGAGGAUAGAUUAUUGGUUAUUGGGGAUGACCAGGAACAGCAGGCACCGCCAAUUCCUAGCCAGCGGCGCGAACCCGAGCAGUGGAGGGUUAACGAUGAUGACGACUAUCUGUACUGAUCCGUUAUAAGCCUAUAUACAUAUGCACAAAUGCAAACUCAGUAAACUCG
This is a messenger RNA of Truncatella angustata, 1125 nucleotides long. RefSeq lists its product as uncharacterized. The transcript has a single exon. The record is from RefSeq and is a predicted model, not a curated record. Bases 119 to 1075 code for a protein of 318 amino acids. NCBI's taxonomy places the organism in Eukaryota, Fungi, Ascomycota, Sordariomycetes, Amphisphaeriales, Sporocadaceae.